AGUAAUGUCAAUUCUAGGAAAAUGUUUAGAAAGGAGUGAUGCAAAGUGAAAAUGGUAAAUAUUGUCUCUAGCGUGUUACAGCAAGAUACUGUGGAAGACAGCAUGAAGAACGGGGUUGGCACAUGUCAGACAGAAAAACAUCCGCUUGGACAAGGAGAAGACCGAGGCUUCAGUUGGGAUUCUGAUGACGAUGGGUCACAAUCGACCAAAGAUGCCAACGGAGAAGGAUCGUACAGCGAUGCUGAUGGUGAUGCUGACUGGGAUGAGGAGGGAAGCUGCCCCCUGGUUAGUGGGAGUCCGGUCACCAUUAGGGUGGAGCCUGAAAUAAUGAGUGCAGAUGGAGAAGAAUUCAUCUGGGAUCCUGAAGAAGAUGUAUCGCCACCCCACCAAUCCCCUACGUCGUCCUCCGGCAGCGGCAUGUCCUACGGUUGCGGCUGCUGCGGGCAGCAGUUUGCGCACCUGCGCCAGCUGAUGGAGCACAUGGCGCAGCACGCGCCGCCGCACAGCCAGGCGGGGGCGGUCGCCGUCUCCGUAUCGCACCAGCUCUCGCAGGCCACCACCUCCGAGCAGCCGCGCUACACCGUCACGCAGCCGGUGCAGCCGCCCCCGCUGUCUGCACUGCCUGUCGCCAGGCCGGUGAUACCGCGGCCCGCUGCCACCGUCGUCCCACCCCAGGAGUUCGGAUUUGCUUGUGUGCUGUGUGGAAAGGUGUUUGCACGGCAGGGUCACCUGGCCAUGCAUUGUCGACUCGGGCAUGGUGUCCAACCUUCCAAAGGGUGGGGACUGAAAGUGGCACCAAGCACUUUCAUGCAACAGGUACGGGCGAAGGACGUCGAGCGACCGUUCGAGUGCCAGCUCUGCCAAAAACGUUUUGUGCGGAAACACCACCUACAGGCUCACCUGCGUUCGCACAGUGGUAUCAAGCCGUUUAAUUGUCCAUUGUGUGGCAAGGCUCUGAGUAGCAAGCAGAGUGUUGGGAUACACUUGCGUCAGCACGAGCCGGUGCCGCCAGUGUCACGUCAACACCAGCCGAUACUGCCAGUGCCCGCUUCGCGUCCCCAGUGAUGUAGCCACGCCAUCUCUGCGGAUGUCCUCGCGAGAGUCUAUGUGAUCGCCAACUGGAGGGUCCAGCCUCCAGAGUACGGAGACAAUGGUUCCGUUUAGUUUGGUGGGUCGACUGCCGGACGCAUGAGAAUGUAAAAUAUUAUUUUGUCGUGUGGAAUGUGACUGUGCACGCAGUUUUACUGGGUGUAUGCAUACCUCUAAGUGUCUGCAACUAGUAUAAUGUCAGAUGGUGUACCAUUGGUCAAACUGAGCUAUUAGUUUCCAUGGGUGAGCUGUGAUAUCUUUGUGCAUGUGUGUAUAAGAAUGUAUGCAUUCGCUAGUAAUGUUCAGAAAUAGUGUUCCUAUACAGAUACAGACUAGAUAAGCCAUUUAUAAGCAAUAUGUCUCGGGUAACGGUGGCUGCUUUUUUAAUUUCCUACGCAAAGAAUUUCUUGUGUGUCCACAUUUUAGUUUUGAUAUUUGUGGAGACUACACUAUUUGUGGCUAAUUUUAGCAAUUACAUGAUUACAAGAGACUCUGCAGAACAGUGAAAUAUUGCGUGCUUAAAAGAUUUGUAGAAUGUUUCCUUACCUUUAAGUAGCGUACUACCUUUGUUUCGGAAUCCACUCAAAUUUAAUGAGAAAUAUGUGGAAAAUUUAUUCAUCUAUACGACAGCAACUCUUGUUUGCUUCCUCAGUUUCUAUUGCCUUUGUGCUUUGAACUUGUUACUUUCUCACAAAUUCCAACUUCACACAAAUGAGGAUUUUGACAAUGUAACAUGAUGAUUAGUUCAGUUGAAGACUUGUACCAAAGAACAAAAAGCCUUCAUAUCUUGCAUUAGUGGACUCUAGCAUUAUAGUUUGAAUAAAUUAAUUCUGUGAUUGAUAAAUGUUAGCAGCAGUUGGCUGAUACCUGACCCCUACACUUGAUUCGGCUAAAAUGAUUCAGUACUCUCCAUGCCAGAUAUUGCAAGCAAGGUCGCAACUCUCAACUCCUUAAAUUUCUGUCAAGGUUUUGUUUUCUAGUGGGUCAGAAUAAAUAUUUGUAGAAAAGAUGGAAUAAGCAGGAUGUUGAAUAAUAUUACACUCUUUAAAAAAAAAAAAAAAAAAAAAAAAAUCAAUUGCACUCGGAUUGAUGACCGUCUGGGUCUGCCGAGCUCAGUUGGCAAGUGGGGUACACUCAGCCCUUCUGAGAUCACUUGAGGUGCUACUUGAUUGAGAAAUAGUGGCUCCUGUCAUGAAAACAGCAAUGGCCAGUAGAACACUGCGCUGACCACAUGCCCCUGCAUAUCUGCACCCAGUGAUCCCUAACAGUUGAGGAUGACGCGGCGGUUGGUCAGUACUGUUGGGCCUUCCGAGGCCUAUAUGAGCGGAUUUUAGUUUAGUUUGUUUUUGAGUAUUAUACUGGAUUCUUACAAGGGGUCUUUACAGAUUGACCCUCUUUGAUUUUCUUCAUAUAAAUAUGAUUUAAAGGUAAGUGCCUUGAGUAUCAAUUUCCUAAAUCAGUAUAGCACACUUGGCAAAACAAAUAGAAAAAAUUGAGCUUGAAGGUUAUUGCCUACUGUCAAGUACAAAAAAUUUGGAGCUUUUUCAACAGAGCUGUGUAUAUUUCUAGUCUUUUAAUUGUUAGGUUGCCAGUUCUAUUUUUGUUAGGGGGCAACUUUAUCCUUUUGUUUGAAUUCUGCUAUAUAUUUUUAUCAAAUUGAAAUGUUAAUUAACAAGUAUUGAACCAUAAUUUUUUAUAAAAAUAACAUUUCUUUUAUUUUUAAUCCCUAAUCACAUGGAAAUGGGGGUAUUUGUAAUUAAUUAUAAUUUAGUACAAAAAUGUGAAGUGUGUUGGCAAAUGAAAAAAUUUCAUGUCAGUAAUAGUUUUUAAUUUGUUUGUGUUCAUUCAUAACCUCUAGAAAUGAAAAGUGUGACAUAGUGAUUUAGGAAAUGAAACAAUGGAAAAUCAUGUUUGGAAUAAUGUCAGUAUUAUGAAAAGGGUAGAUUGCUAUUCACCAUACAGGGGAGAUGUUGAGUUGCAGGUAGGUACAACAAAAAGACUGUCUAAAAGUAAGCUUACAAUAUUUUUGUUAUGCCUAUAGGUGAGUCAUAUCUCCACUUUAUGGUGAGUAGCAAGCUAUCCUUUUCAUGGUUUAGGAAAUUGAUAUCCAGGCAUUGACCUUGAAAUCCAGAAAAUUAAAAAUGACUGGCUCAUAAGGUGUCCUAGUAUGUCUAAACUUUGACUUGCAGAGUAUGAAGUACCAAGGUCAUUAUUUCUUUUGGCAAAAUGAAGGCAGAACAGAGGAAAACUAAUCCUGUUUACAUCUACAACAUGUUGAAUUUUUGUAAUUUUGCAACUUUUUGUUGGGGGAGGAAUAUCUCGAUGGACAAGCUUUCAGAAAACAGAUUUACUUCUGUUUUGUAAUGGACUGUUAAUAUUCUGCUUCAGUUGAUGAUGCUGGUCAAAGUUAUGGAGUAAACUGCAAUUUUGAAGACCCAUUUGUGGAGUGAAAUUUUAUUGUUAUGAGAAAGGCCAGAAAGCCUGAAAAAGAGAGGAAGCUAACUACUGAUGGCCACAGGUCUUUUUUGUGAAACAAUGAAUACAUUUUUGUAUUUUGUGUACCAUUUUGCCUCAAAUAAGAUUCGGGUAAUUUGGGUGCUACCACCUUCAACCUUGUUGAGUGUGCACUUUCAUUGCUUACAACUCAUACAUGACAUGUUUAAUUAUAUUUUUACCAAAUCAGUUAUUUUUAACUGGAACACUUUUUAAAGUUAGUGGUGGACUAGAAUAGUGUGUCAGGUAGCGAUUCAAGCCCUUGCAUUUCACAGACAGUGUUUAAAAUCAUAAGAUAAAACUGUCAGCAGGGUUCCUGGUCAGCUCAGCUUGUAAAACCAUUACCUGUGAACAGCAAAAGUCUGUGUUAGAGUUCCCAUCAGUGCACACUGUUGUAAUUUGUGAAAAAGUUUCAUUACAGAACACAAUCCUUUUUGUGUUUGAUUCAUGGAGGAUUAAAUUAUUGCAAAUACGGAGUUAUAUAAGUUCAGCGAUGUACAAUAUGAUGAAUAGACCUAAGGUGGUGGUAUGCAUAUAGAGAGAAAAACAAAAUCUAUUAGUAUCAAAGUAGGUGUUGAAAGUGGUAAUUUAAGCUUAAGGUGUCACUGAGUAAAAAUCAAGGAAAGUUUUUGGAGUACACCUUGCAACAUCACACUAAAGAUACCAUGGUGAUAUAUUGGAGCUAGAACUCUUAUUGGGCGAAAAAAAUUAACUGAUAGAACUUAAACAUCAAAUUAAAUGCAAAGCAAAAAGCAAAUGAAACAAGGAUCCAAAAAUUUGAAUAUAAGAAAGUGAACUAAAGACAGGGAAAUGGGAAAAUAACAAAGAUAGAAAGGAUGCAUUUCAGACAACCUAAAAGAGGCUAGGUAUGUAAAUGAUAAAGAACAAGUGGCAACCAAAUUACCUAAUAAUGUGAAAAGUAUGAUGAUGCUUUUAAUCAUAUUAGCUAUAAUUAUGAAACUAAACUUUGCCCUUGUAUACUGUGUCAUAAUGUAGAAAUAAUUUGUCCAUUUGGAUACAGCAGCUGUAAUAUCAAAAUUUGUUGCAGGUGACUAUGACUGAAUUCUAAAUUUUAUUGUGAGCCACAAUAUAUUUCUCUGACGACAGCUUAAAGUAAAAUAAAAUUUUAGAAUUAGCUGUGGUGUCCUCUAAUCUUGAUUCAUCUUCUUCCAUAUUUUAUUGUAAUAUAUUUACAGUAGUAGCAAUCUCACUUUUCAUUGCCACAUUCUGAAGUGCAUGUUUGUUCUGAUAUGCAGUGUGAUGCAGUUUCUCUGUGGCAAAGGGGGAGGGGGAAUCAAAAGUAAGCAAGUGUAUGUGAUUCCUGUGACUACUGCCAGUUUCAGUGAAGGUCCUCUGAUGUGUGUGAUCAAACUGUGCUGUAAAAUGUUAAAAACAUUUCUAUGGUUAUUGUAAGUGGCCUUUACCAUGGUGACUGUUUUCAAAACACACCAGUGUAGUGUUUGUUGUGUUGCAGCACAGUCAGUGGAGUUUCAGAUUGUGUUACACACACACACACACACACACACACACACACACACACACAGGAAUGUGUAACUAAUGUGAACAAAAUUCACAAGUUUGUUUAUUUUUCAAUAAGUAAUUAAAAACCCAGCUCCAUUUAUUUCUAUUAUUGCAUAGUCUUCAUUUUAACUCCAAGGUUUAAGUAAUCACACACAGCACAUCAUAAAAUACUGUUCACAAUACAGAUUUAAUGGUGGCAGUGAGAUUUUAAACUGUACACACAAUAGUGUACCUCACAGUUCACUGCAAUAGUAAAAAUAUUCACUUUUCACACUACAAGUUAAACAGGGCAAAUAACAGGUGAGAAAGUUUUAUCUCGUACAGUUGUAGUGAGAUUGCUACUAUCUAUAAACUACCUAGUCUGUAGACUGCCACAGGGGAAAAUAAACAGUGCAAGAUCCACCUUUCGACUGCAGAACUACCCGCUACUGCAACACUUAAAAUUUUUUGUGUUAUUGAAGUUGAAAGUGGCUUAUUGACAUGUACAGUAGUUUAAUAUAGAAUAUUAGCAUAGAUAUGGGAAAAGUGCUACAUCAUCUCUUUUGCCACAGGCGGUAUGUGAUACAGAACCCACUGUAUUCAUCAGGGCUGACAACUUUUCCAGGCUCUGUCAUUCACAACAGGAUAUUCAUUUCACACUUUCUACUGUCCUUGUUUUCCAUAACAAGGGCAGUUAUAUUCUGGAUUCAGUUUGAGUGUGAUCUCCCCCAUCCAGUUCUUUUUCUAGUGGAAUAUUAGCAUGACAGUUAUUGUGUGUACUAACCAGUGCCACUUAGUAUGUAUGUGAAGGUUGAUAAUGUUGAGAAACUCUGAGACAGGUGUAUUUCAUGCAUCACAAUUGUCAAUCUCUCUCUCAAAAGUAUUAUUGUCCUUUACAGAUUUUCAUUGAUAAAUCGACUGUUUCUUAUAUGCCACUUCAGUGAUAGAACACAUCUUGUAGGAAGACUGAUCAAGCAGCUGUUGAUAGGGAUAAGUUUGUGUGAAUGUAAUAUGAUGUUCCUUUCUUCUCGCCCAUGGAAAGAACUGCAGAUUGUCAUCAUGCACAUGCAAAUCUUAAUUUAGAUUGCCGAUGCUUGUAAGCAGAGUCUUUCUGUCAAAGAUGUAUCUAGUAUAAGAAUACCUAAUCAGCGAGAUGUUUCUGUCUACAAGUUGGGUUAAAAAUGUUUGAUAACCGUGUUAUGUACAUGCGCUGAUAUGCAUUUUAAUUUCAUGACGUUUUAAAAUACUUUUUGAGGACGUAAGCUGUUCAUCGGUGUAAAAGAGGUGAUGGUGUAUAAUGUACAGUUUCGUGAAAAUGUGUAUUUCUGGUUGUGUUGUUGGCUGGUCAGUACUAUGCAAGUUAACUGGAGUUAGGAAAUUGUGUAACUAUUAAAAAUUGUUUAUUUGUGGAAAAUAUAUUUUCACAGGAGGAUAAUAUCUUUGUUAUUAGUGUGAACCUGUGAGGUGUGGCCUCAGAACUGUAAUAAGUGGAUGUGCCAAUAACUUUUGGCUUUUUUAAAGCAAAUGCUUUGUAGAGAAACUACGGCAACAUCUUUAACUAGGAGCACAAAGGCUUUAAUGUAUAUAAUCAUAACUUUCAUCACCAGCAAUAAUGUGGUUUAAGAUAGCCAUUUUAAGCAGAGCCAUUUUUUGCCUUAAUGCAGACAUUAAUUGCCUUUUGCACUGUACAAUGCAGUGUACUACAAUAUCGUUUAAUUUAAAGCUUUGUAAUAGCAGUUUUCACAGAGGAACAUUUUAUGAAAAUAUAUGUGUACACAAACAUUUUUGAGAUGUCAUAUAUACAUUAAUCUGUUAGAAGUGAAUGGGGGGGGGGGGGG
This is a messenger RNA of Schistocerca americana (American grasshopper), 6920 nucleotides long. RefSeq names its product zinc finger and SCAN domain-containing protein 22-like. The record is from RefSeq and is a predicted model, not a curated record. The transcript is spliced from 7 exons. Bases 52 to 1065 code for a protein of 337 amino acids. NCBI's taxonomy places the organism in Eukaryota, Metazoa, Arthropoda, Insecta, Orthoptera, Acrididae.